Phytophthora sojae is the source of this 381-nucleotide messenger RNA. RefSeq lists its product as hypothetical. NCBI's taxonomy places the organism in Eukaryota, Oomycota, Peronosporomycetes, Peronosporales, Peronosporaceae. The transcript has 2 exons. The annotation marks the transcript as partial. The record is from RefSeq and is a predicted model, not a curated record.
CACAGCGGGCGGCCUGACGACCGCGCUUGCCCGGAUCCGGACUGUCAAUGCCUCACUGAAACAAUUAACCACAUUUUGUGGGGCUGCAGAAAAGCGGAGGCCGCGUGGAUGACGUGGAUCAACAAGUGGAUGGGAUACACGACCCAACCACCGCAAAUAGCAGAACUUCCAAUGGAGAUUUUGUGGCGAAUCUGGUCAACUGUGACACCAGCGCUACUAUGGAGGCUUCGCAAUGACGCAGUCUUCAAGGAGAAAAUGACCAACGAAAGAGAGACCAGGGCGGCCGUCAAGACUGCAGGAGCCUACCAAGUACGAGCGAUUGCUUACGCGUGGAAACAGCAACCGGCAAAGCGAAUUCAAGGCUUCUGUCUUGAAAUUUGC